Messenger RNA from Archocentrus centrarchus (flier cichlid), 1060 nucleotides. RefSeq names its product m7GpppN-mRNA hydrolase-like. Gene Ontology annotation, molecular function: 5'-(N(7)-methylguanosine 5'-triphospho)-[mRNA] hydrolase activity; RNA binding; manganese ion binding. Bases 1 to 930 code for a protein of 309 amino acids. The transcript is spliced from 8 exons. Lineage: Eukaryota; Metazoa; Chordata; Actinopteri; Cichliformes; Cichlidae. Gene Ontology annotation, cellular component: P-body; cytoplasm. The record is from RefSeq and is a predicted model, not a curated record. Gene Ontology annotation, biological process: deadenylation-dependent decapping of nuclear-transcribed mRNA; nuclear-transcribed mRNA catabolic process, nonsense-mediated decay.
AUGAAGUGUCCCAUAAAAGGAGAACUUCCACAGUCCUGUUUCUUCUGUGUUUGUUUCCACAGCCGGUUCAUCCUGCACAUUCCCAGUGAGGAAAGGGACAAUGCUAUCCGAGUUUGCUUCCAGAUCGAGCUGGCCCACUGGUUCUACCUGGACUUCUGCAUGCAAAACACUCCAGGAGCUCCUCACUGUGGGAUAAGAGACUUUGCCAAAGCUGUAUUCCAUCACUGUCCGUUUCUGUUGCCUCGUGGAGAAGAUGUGCAGAAAGUUCUCGAGCAAUGGAAGGAGUACAAGAUGGGCGUGCCCACUUAUGGUGCAAUCAUUCUAGAUAAAGCCCUUGAAAACGUACUGCUUGUUCAGGGCUACCUUGCAAAAUCUGGCUGGGGCUUUCCAAAGGGGAAGGUUAAUGAGGAUGAAGCACCAUAUGACUGUGCAGUUUGUGAAGUGUUAGAGGAGACGGGCUUUGACAUCAAAAAUCGCAUCUGCAAGGAUGCGUACAUAGAGCAGAAAAUCACUGACCACCUGGUGCGGCUCUACAUCAUACCAGGAGUGUCUAAGGAUACAAAGUUCAACCCCAAAACUAGAAAAGAGAUCAGGAACAUUGAAUGGUUUCCUAUUGACAAGCUGCCCUGUCACAGGAACGACAUGACCCCAAAGUUGAAACUUGGACUUGCCCCAAACAGAUUUUUCAUGGCCAUUCCAUUUAUAAGACCGCUGCGAGAUUGGAUUAGCCGGAGGAAAGGCGAAUCAACAGACAGCGAUGAAGACUUCACAAACACCAGCAACACUCGAUCAAAAUCCCGUCACCUCACAGGUACUGAUGCAUUUCCAGGAGAGGGCUGGAUAAAACACAAGCAGCAGAAGACUCUGGGCCAGUUAAGCCAGUUUGACCUGAGCCAGGUUAGAAAAAGCCUACAGUCAGUCACUUUGUGACAGCAGCAUAUUACUUUGGCAAAUAAGUAAAAAUGAGGGAAAGACACUAUCAGUAAGGAUUCAUUCAACCACUCUCCCGAUAAGUAAUGUAGUUCUCACCAAGUCCAGUGACAAUGCUCAACACUAAGUA